Molecule: messenger RNA, 4215 nt
Organism: Apis laboriosa (Himalayan honeybee)
Lineage: Eukaryota; Metazoa; Arthropoda; Insecta; Hymenoptera; Apidae
Product: probable G-protein coupled receptor 158
Exons: 13
Coding region: 439-3894 (1151 amino acids)
Biological process (GO): G protein-coupled receptor signaling pathway
Cellular component (GO): membrane
Molecular function (GO): G protein-coupled receptor activity
Source: RefSeq, a predicted model, not a curated record
CGAGACGACCGACGCCCGUCUCUCGAGAUCCGACGAUCCUACCUGAAUUCCCCCGUGGCCCCAAUCACCGCUGCUCGAUCCCAGCUCGUCCAAACCCUUCUCAAAAAAAAGAAAAAAAAGAAAAAACCAUUUAAAAACACUUUUAUCGAAGAGAUUCGCUUCUCUAUCGUUCGCUACUCGUUCGUACGAUGAAAAAUACAAGGAGGAUGAAAUAUACAAACAGAGAUCGUGUUCUCGAUAACGGCCAAGAUCGCGUAGCCGUUUAUUUUACGGUAUCGUAGUGGUGGCAAGAAGAAAAAAGAAGAAGAAGAAGAAGAAGAAGAAGAAAAAUGAACUUGAACUCCAACUCGAGGCUGGCUCGAGCCGUUCUCCUGUCGGGAGACAGAUCGUGACCUGUGAUCAACAACCUGCGUACACCAACCCUCUUGUCGCCAGAAGAUGAGCGCCCCUUGCCUCUGUUACGUUCUGCUCACGUGGUGCACGCUGUGGCCCGCCGCCGGCCUAGCCGGCGAGCAGGAUUCGCAAAUCGAGAGGCCCGCCGGGGAUCCUCUCCGCCAUCACCAGCAGAACCAUCAACGGCCCUCGUUCAUCGAGCGCAGACUGGUCGACAGAUCCGAGGCUGCCACCGACUGCCUACCCCCGACCAAGCAACGACGCCUCGACGACCUCCACCCCCAGGAAACCACCCUGGUAUCCAGCCUCCCUCUCGAGACGAGCAUCGAGAGGCCGGUCGCUCAGAUCAGGCACGGUCGCUCGAGGGCCCAUUUCUCGAGACAGUCGAAGCCGGGAGAGGAAAGCUCGAGAGGAGGAGGAAGCGUGGGUAGUAGACGGAUGGGCGGCGGCAACGAGUCGGCAACGGCAUCCGCGCCGAGCGAGGACGUCCACGAUCCAACCGGGUCGUACAACGGCAGCCUCGAAGAGGAGGGGCUCUCGGAGGAGUCGAGGUGGCCGUUGGGCCAGGCGACGAUCGACGAACGAUCGACGGUCGAUCUCGACAAGUUGCUCACCAGAUUGUCCGAGGCUGGAAGGAAGGGGGGCAGGAGGAAGGGGGGGGAGUCUUUGGAGAAACUGAGGAAAGCGAUGGGGAGCGUGGGUAGGAGGAACAGGUCGCGGACCGCGUAUCGUCACGGUGCUGGUAGUGUUGAUAAUGGUGGUAAUCGGACCUGGGGGAGUUGGAACGGCACGGGCGUCUACGGCCACGUGGUGCGCGGUGGUUGGCGAGCCGACGAGGGGGGCGACGACGACGAGGACGACGACGCGAGGAUGGCGAUCCUCGAGGAGUACGACGUUUACGACGGCGACGAGGACGAGAAGGGGGGCGAGAACGGGUACAGGAACGGGUCGGGGAGCGGGUACGAGGAGUACGAGAAGGACGGGGGAGGGAGGAGGCCGGCCAAGGAGCCGGUGCACGUGGACAUCGUGACGAGGUUCCUGCGUAUAAUAGAGAAUCAGCAUCUCCUCGGCGAGAACUGCACAGCGGGGACCGACUUGAACCUGGGCGAGGGGAUCGUGGACAGAUACGCGCAGGAGAGGUUCCGUUUGGAGGCUAACCUCGCCGUGAACAGGGCCAACAUGCUCACGAGAUUGUGGAAAUACGCCCCGGACGUGAUGCUUUCCUCCGAGUACCUCCUUCACGCGAGCAUACUCUCCAUGGUCGAGUUCGACGAGGAUAUAUUCGCGGCAGGGAAUUGCUACGAUAAAUUGCAGUACAAGGAUCGCUGGCUUUACUGCCCCUUCGCCCACCGGUUGCAGGAUCAAGACGGGAUACUCGUCAAGGAUCUGGCGAUCGAGUACAAGUAUCUGAGUAACAGCAGCGAGUGGUUUUACAUAGCCAGGAAGAACGCGGAGCGGGUAAUCGCGAAUAACGAUCAGUUCAGUCGCGGUUUUCACACGUACACGUUGAACGAAACGACGCACACGGAACGGGAGGAGGACGAGAUAUUGACGGUGAGAUACGAGGAUGGAAGAUGGUCGAAACCUUACUACGAUUGCGGGGGUGGAAAUAUUUGGAUGUUGACGUACACCGUCCCCUUCUUCGGCUACGUCAACGAUACUUACUUCUUCAAGGGAACGAGUGGGAUAGAUAUCGACCUACGCAGGCUGGACAUAGAUCAGUGCCCUCUGCCUCCGGGCUCCACUCAAUUGAACAUAUUCGCAGCCAGUGACAAAUGCAAGAAGCGGACUACAGAGUGCAUCGCGAUCCCAGGGCUGGGAUUCCGUCGUGGAAGCUAUCGAUGCAUCUGCAAACGUGGCUUUUAUUAUCCCGACAUCAAAUCCUCCAGUCGAUACUACAAUGGCACCGUUAUCGAGGAAGAAUUCGAAAAGUUGAUGAUGGGAGAGGAGAGCCAAUACGACGAGGAUGGGGUGUUCGAGUGUCUUCCUUGUGCCGAGGGUUGCGAAUUCUGCGAGGACGAUUCCCCGUGCGUGGUAUCCUUGAAUUGGCUGAUGAGAACCGCGAUUCUCAUCCUGGAGUGCUGUGUCAUCGCCUGUUUGCCGGCGGUCGCCCUUUUCACUUGGAAAUAUGGAAACGUGAAGGUGGUGAGAGCUGCAAGCCCAGUUCUUUUACGAGUCAUUGUGCUUGGUGCGUUCUUCAUAUACUGCACCACGAUAGUAAUGUACCCCCGUCCAAACGUCAUAACCUGUACGGUGCGUGUCUGGCUUCGGGAGAUUGGAUUUUCCCUCACUUACGGCGCUCUCAUGCUCAAGACUUGGCGGAUAUCGGUAAUAUUUCGGGUGAAAUCAGCGAAAGCUGUGAAAAUAACGGAUGGCAGCCUUCUAAAACGGUUAGGCGUCAUCGUAAUGAUAUUCAGCGUGUUCCUGAGCAUUCGUACAUUGGUGGCGCCACCUGUGGUGAUUGUGGCGCGAACAGCGGAUGAUCUGAAAGCUUAUCUGUGCCGAACAGAUUGGUGGGAUCACAGUUUCACUACACUCGAGGUUAUGUUCCUCAUAUGGGGCAUCAGGUUGUGCAUCGUGGUGAGAAAGACACCGUCGGAGUUUAACGAGAGUCGAUUCAUCUCGAUGGCCAUUUACAACGAAUUUUUAUUGUCAGUCUUCCUCAAUGUCUCUAUGUUGUUCUUGCAGUCACCAGCCAAUCCGGAUUUAUUGUACGUGAUAUUUUUCUGUCACACCCAGCUCACGGUCACGUUGCUUCUCUGCCUCAUAUUCGGCAGCAAGGCCUACAUGGUGUUCCGUAGCGGGGGCAAAGAGGACUCGAAACACUCCGGGGCCACUGGAAAAUUUCUAGGGAAAGGUAGCCGCCCACCGGGUACCAGCAAUCAGACAAACUCGAUAUCCCUUCAGCAAGGAAACUUCACGGAUGAAAGUGAUGGAGCGACGGAGGAAUUCCGUCGAUUCAUCAAUCAAUUAGAAGUUUUGAAAGAAAAGAAUGUUCUGCUCGGUAAUCACCAUUUGGUGAACAAACUCGCAGCCAUGCAGGAAGCCGCGAAUCGAGCCGAAACGCAGGUAUCCACGAUCCAGGCGAUUUCCUCCAGUAUGAGACUGAACGAUCUUAAUGGAUCUACAACAAUCGCCGAAACGGAUGUUGGAGGUUCCUUGAAAGGCGACAGAAAAGGUGGGGAAGUGAAAGGGGAGAAGAAAUGCGAGGCCUGCGUGGAAAAGAACGGAAUCAGAGGCGUGGAUCAAGGCUCGUCCAAAGAAAGAGAGGCCCUUGUUUCCGUCGAGAUGAAGAAACCAAUGAGAACCAACGACGUUGCUGUCUCAACUUCUGGUAGGCCCGCCACGGAGGAUAUCGGAACGGAGACGAAACACGAGGAGAAAAAAAGCGAGGUUAGGGAACGAGACAAAAGCAAGAGUAAAUCCGGUCAUGCGAGAACGCAUGCUAUAGUCAUCAAUCUAGACGAUAAAAGCAGAUUCUCUGAAGAAGUCACCGUGUAAAGGAUUGGAUUAUUGUUAUUUCUGUGAAUCGUGAACUCAGUGAAAGUCUUUUUCUCUUCAGUUAUCUUUGAAUAUAAAGAAAUUUGAAAUCGAAUGACUCGAACGAAAAUUUUGUUUUAGAGUGUAAGUGCGUAAAGCUAAAGAAUUUUCGUGCUGAUGUGUUCGUGUUUCAUUUCGAUCCCGUUUCGAUCGUGUUUUCUUUUAUUGCUGUUUUUAUAAAAAUAUAUUUUGUUGAUUAAAAAUUGAAGUGGAAAUGAGAUUCAAUUCGAUGGAAGUAAUUGCAGUGAAAUAUCGAUACGAGAAAAAUUUUCUAGGAUUUAA